Molecule: messenger RNA, 789 nt
Organism: Plenodomus lingam JN3
Lineage: Eukaryota; Fungi; Ascomycota; Dothideomycetes; Pleosporales; Leptosphaeriaceae
Source: RefSeq, a predicted model, not a curated record
AUGUACUGUGCAUGUACUGUACACAUGUACAAUAGCCCAUAUUCGGAUGAUGACCAUCGUCCAACCCUAUUGCACCUCAACGGCCGGCCUCUCUUGCAGGCCUGCCGCUGCGCCUGCCCUUGGAUCGAAAACAGCAGCGACAAUACAAUACAAUACAAUACGACGCAGUUCGGCGCCUUCCUCCUUCUCUGGCAGACUGGCCCCACGGCAAAACCUGGUCUUUCCCCUCGACUGCCAAACAUGCGAAUGCAGCCAAGGCCUAGGAUACAGUACCCGUCGACUCCUGUCGCUGUCAGUCCAACAAGUGUAGCUCGUCCCACGCUUUCCUGCUUUCCUUCGGCCCUUUUGCUGCCCGCUCGUGUUUCUAUUCCUAGCCUGUCCAAGGCCUACGCAAACAGCGCCGCCCUAGUGGCUGGUCCCACUGCACGUGAUCACCCACCUCGCCCCUACUUUGUUAUCGGCUCCUGUGUCAAUGGCAUUGUCUUUCCCCCAUGCCCCACAUUGGCCUCGGCUCGCUCUUGCCCUUGUUUCGAUCUCGCCGCAGUGGUGAAACACGACACCACCGAUCUCACGGUCCAACUGCAGCCGUUGAGACACGCAGUGCCCGCGCAACACGAUAGAUCUGCCCUGCCUGUGUUUACACGCUUCCAAUCAAGCAGGCCUAGUUUCUCAUACCUUGCGAUAAAGAGGAGCCCUGCCCUGUUCGUCGUACCCUCGAAACCCCACAUUACUCUUUUGGUCUUCUUGUUCAUCCAAAGCUUGGUGAUGGGCAAGGUAGGGUGCCGGUAG